Folsomia candida is the source of this 3085-nucleotide messenger RNA. RefSeq lists its product as uncharacterized. Lineage: Eukaryota; Metazoa; Arthropoda; Collembola; Entomobryomorpha; Isotomidae. The record is from RefSeq and is a predicted model, not a curated record. The transcript is spliced from 3 exons. The coding region runs from base 173 to 1306 and encodes 377 amino acids.
GUUCGUAUGUAUAAAACUCGUUUGCUCCGUGAAUCAGUUUGAUUUUGACAGUGAAAUAUUCCAGUUAAGUUUACCCUUAUUCUCAUUGAGCUACUAAACUUAUUCUCCAGCUUUGUGUGCACUGUCGUCCGUUGUAGAAAUCGGGAAAUUCAAUUCGGUUGGCAAUUACAAAAUGGCCGGUAAUUGGGAUAUAUAUGACCGCUUUUUCGACAACAUAUCUGAUAACAAGGCCAACGAUUAUGAGGAUGAAACGAGAGAUGUUUGCUUUGUCGUGAACAUGAUAGGAUACGUUCCAUUUGAAGCGCAGGGAGACGAAGAGCCAGGGGUGGAAGGGCCAGCGGUGGAAGGGAAAGCGGUGGAAGGGAAAGCGGUGGAAGGGCCAGCGGUGGAAGGGAAAGCGGUGGAAGGGCCUGCGGUGGAAGGGCCAGCGGUGGAAGGGAAAGCGGUGGAAGGGAAAGCGGUGGAAGGGAAAGCGGUGGAAGGGCCAGCGGUGGAAGGGCCAGCGGUGGAAGGGCCAGCGAUGGAAGGGCCAGCGGUGGAAGGGAAAGCGGUGGAAGGGCCAGCGGUGGAAGGGAAAGCGGUGGAAGGGAAAGCGGUGGAAGGGCCAGCGGUGGAAGCGGUGAAAGCGACAGCGGUGGAAGCGGUGAACGCGACAGCGGUGGAAGCGGUGAAAGCGACAACGGUGGAAGCGGUAAAAGCGACAGCGGUGGAAGGGAAAGCGGUGAAAGCGACAGCGAAGGUAGCGAUAGCCUCUACACCCAGUGUAUUCACGUACUCUACCCGACGCACCGAAGCUGCCCGGAAAAGGGUUAAGAUCCGAGAAGUUGCUUUUCCAGACAGGCUGAAGGAAUCCACUCGCCAAAUUGCGCCAUCACUUUUGACAAAACUAGAGAAGGAAGGAGUCCUCACUCAGGAUAAAGAGAAAACUCAUCUCUCCAUUUCAUUCCUGCUUAAUACAAUGUAUUCUGUUUCAUACGGAGAUGAAGGCAUGGGCAUAUACAAUCACGAGACAUUUUCAAAUUGUCAAAGUUCCAUCCCGUAUCGUGUUUCGGUCGCGUUUUGGGAACCCACCUGGUUUCGAAGAAAGAAUGAAUUUGUUGAAGUUUCAGACAUCACGAAAGUGGUAGAAUAUUAUCAACAUUUAUCCGUUCAAGAAAAACUUCAGUUUUUGGCUGAGAAUGAAAAGACUACCCCGUCCCAUUUCAAGAGCUUCGAGAGCACCUCAAAAAUCACAACAAUACGAAACAAUUGGUUAAAAACAUACGAAAGGAGUACCCCGUGGAAACGCCGUGCUAUCUGGUUGUGAUGGAUUCAGAUACCGUGGAUUUUAACCACGUUUUUAGCUCGUAUUUGGAAAUAGUUAAUGCCGAAAUGGCCAAGGAGAAUGAAACCCCACCAGAUAUUAUGUCAACCGGGUAUAUUUUUCCAGAACACCAUGACACAUACGGUGAAGGCAUGUUGAAGGCUAGCCAGAUUUGUAGAAAAAUUCGUGCAAUCACUGCCCAGCAUAUUCCAUUAGGGACAUACUAUCCUGAACCAAAUUUCUGCAUAUUAAUUAAACCUGAAUAUCACACAGUUUCUGAAAGCUUCCUUCACCUAGAUAUGCCCCUCAGUAAUCAAGAGUCCCGCGUAAUUAUUAAAAACAUGAAGCAAAAUCGUGGUAACCUUUCAGCCAUAUUUAGCUUUGAAGGGAACCCUUUAAUCACACAGAUUCCUGUACGCUGCAAUAGUUAUAAAAGUGGGGAUAAAGAGAACCCGAAGAGGAUACAAUUUUCUCAUGAAUUUAUGGGUAACGGGGAACCAAACCUCUUUGAUUUGGGGGAAAUGCGAAAUAUGUCGCAGCACAAUUUAAAUCCUCAAGUAUGGUUUAGCAACCUUACUGGGAACGGGGCAUUGGUGUUGUUAAAGAAGCAAAAUGUAUUUAAUAGCUUAAUGAAUAAAAUGAGAAGAGAACGUUACCACCAAAAUACAAAUUUGGUGGUGAACAACUUAAUAAAGGAAGUGCUUGAUGAAACUCCGGAAUGUCGAUCCCUCUGGUCAGCAUGCACCGCCGUUGGAGAAUAUAUUUCUAUUAAAUUCUCACGCUACAAUGUAAGAAGUAGAAUUUCCCACAUUCUUCAGGAGCAUGCCGUUGAAAUAGCUAAGAAGAAAAACCGUAGACUCGCAGAAUUAACAGAGUAUCCCAAGAUCUUUCAAUUGCUUCAGUUUGACUGUGCUGUGACUGCAAUUACUACGCUGCAUUUUGAAAAUUUGUAUAAUCUGGCGCGAGUUGUGGAAUCAGAUGCACCUGACCUUGAUAGUUGUGGGUACACAAUCGACGACUUGAAAAAAGUUACGCUAGAUUCUAGACUACGCGAACCGUUUAUAACAUCUCCCAUAAUGGAUGGGUUGACAAAAAUUCGAGGUAUUCUUUUGGGUGGGGUAUUUGAUAUGGCUUUCAUUUCCAACGGUCCAACACAAGCACUUUGUGAUGCAGCGGAGGAAGCAGCUUCUUCUGAUACAUCGGAGGUGAUGGAUGCCUCAAAGUUGGAGGGCAUGGUGGAACAUGCAUUGGAAAACUAUGCAGAAUGUAUUAAUUAUACUUAUAUAAACGAUACAUUGGAGGGAGAAGUUCUACAAAAAUUUAUAGAAAUUUUCGACGAAGCAUUAUGGAAAAUGGGGGAGGAGGCUACUUUUAAGGGUGCUGCUGAAUCUCAAGAAAUUGACGAAACCGUUGGAGAUCUUUUGGGUUAUGGGACUGAUGUAGAUAGUGAAGGUUCCUUUUAUGAAGAGCAGCAGGGGUUGCGAGAUUAUAUAGAUGAUCUACGGGAUAAUUAAAAUUGAGGGUGGAUUGACAUCUUUUGAAAUAAUUGAUUCUAAAUUUAGCUAAAUUUGCAUUUAGUUAUGCAAAUAAAAUACUGUGCAAUGUCUAAAAUAUUUUAUUGUAGUUAUCCAAUUGUAAGUUAUUUAAGAAACGUUUCAAAAUUUUGCGUAGAUUAAUCAGUUGUUCUUAUGUAAGGCUCUGUAAUAAUUAUGUGAUUAAUUAAGUGUGCUGUUUCAAUUUUGCAUGCAUUAAUAAAAUUGAGACUACAUAUUUAUCACCUAA